AUGAAAUUCAGUAGAUUGGCAUUGGCCAGUCUGGCUUCUCUGGCCACUGCUACCAAGACAGCACCCAAAUCACUCGACACCUCAAAUCCCGACUCCAUCAGGGAUGUUGCAGGAACAUUGGCCUUCGAUGCCAUGUCCUACUACAGAGGAAACACAUCUUCAGUCCCCAAAGAUUUGGGAGAUCUUCAAGACCCUUACUACUGGUGGGUAGCCGGUGCUCUCUGGGGCAUCAUGCUCGACUACUACCACCUCACCGGAGAUUACUCAUACAACGAUGUCAUAAUCGAAGCUCUCUUGGGUCCUACCAAUCUCGGAAAGGGCCACAACUACAUGCCUGUUGAGCAUGCCGACGAGGAGGGCAACGACGACCUCUUCUUCUGGGGCAACGCUGUCUUGUCAGCUGCUGAGCGAAACUUUCCUCAACCCAACAAGGACCUGCCGUCUUGGCUCGAUAUUUCCAUCAAUGUCUUCGAUCAGCUUGUUAGUCGCUGGGACGCAACAAAGUGUAACGGUGGCCUUCUGUGGCAGAUCUACCCCAACAACCCUAACGGCAUGACAUACAAGAACUCAGUCAGCAACGGCGGUUUCUUCCAGCUCGCUGCCCGUCUCGGUCGUAUCACGGGCGAUGCCAAAUAUCUCGACUGGGCCGUCAAGAUCUGGGACUGGUCGUGGGAAGUUGGUUUCAUAGAUCAACGCAACUACCACGUUUACGACGGCACUGAUACCAAGGACAACUGUCAGAAGACUGUCUACCACUCUUUUACUUACACUCAGGGCAUCUACCUCUACGGAGCUGCUGUUAUGGCAAACUACACCGAAAAGCCAGAGUGGGCUGAGCGCAGCAGGAAUUUGCUCAAAGGCACCGACUGGUUCUUUGCGCCGUUUGGAAACGUCACCAAUGUCAUGUACGAAGCCGCCUGCGAGACCGUCAUGAGUUGCACAGCAGACAUGGAAACCUUCAAGGGUUACCUGUCACGCUUCAUGUACCUCUCCGUCCAGAUGCAACCUGACCUCAAGGCUCACGUCCAUGACCACCUUUUGCCUAGUGCCAAGGCUGCUGUCCAGACCUGCACUGGUGGUAAGACAGGCCGUGAGUGCGGUCAGCGCUGGUAUGUUGAAGGUUAUGAUGGAAACCCUGGCCUCGGUCAGCAAAUGUGCGCCCUCGAAAUUGUCCAAGGGUUGUUGUUGGAUCAAGCGCCUGCACCGCUGAAGGGCGAUGAUAUCAAGGUUAUUCGUAGCACGGACUGGGCUGCCAUGGACGUUCACGAGUCCAAGAUUAAGAGCACCCCAUCGUCUUCCAAUACCGCCGAGACGGCGUCAGCAACGUCUGGCUCGCCCCCCAAGCCUACAAAGAGCGAGGAUGCGGCCGGUUCGUACCGGGCUGAUCUCGUCCUUGCAUCGUUCAGUAUUGUAACUGUCCUCACUUUCCUGGGACUGGCCUAG
This is a messenger RNA of Fusarium pseudograminearum CS3096, 1443 nucleotides long. RefSeq lists its product as uncharacterized. Gene Ontology annotation, molecular function: mannan endo-1,6-alpha-mannosidase activity. Gene Ontology annotation, biological process: fungal-type cell wall biogenesis; carbohydrate catabolic process. The coding region runs from base 1 to 1443 and encodes 480 amino acids. The record is from RefSeq and is a predicted model, not a curated record. The transcript has 2 exons. Lineage: Eukaryota; Fungi; Ascomycota; Sordariomycetes; Hypocreales; Nectriaceae.